This is a messenger RNA of Aspergillus nomiae NRRL 13137, 4107 nucleotides long. RefSeq lists its product as uncharacterized. NCBI's taxonomy places the organism in Eukaryota, Fungi, Ascomycota, Eurotiomycetes, Eurotiales, Aspergillaceae. The record is from RefSeq and is a predicted model, not a curated record. The transcript has 11 exons. Gene Ontology annotation, biological process: arachidonate metabolic process. Gene Ontology annotation, cellular component: membrane. The coding region runs from base 1 to 4107 and encodes 1368 amino acids. Gene Ontology annotation, molecular function: DNA binding; protein dimerization activity.
AUGCAGCGGAUAGAUGACAUUGGCUGGCUCGGUUUGGGCCUCAGCGAAAGUAAGAAGUUUACUCUUUUGGAUCAUGGUCGUUUAGAUCGUGUGAUUACCGAAAUGGGCGAUCCCGCGAAUCAGUAUCCGACAUUAUGCGUAUACAUGGGCGGCAGAUCCAAAGAUGCUUGUCUUCGGCGGCUGUAUCCAAAUAACAACAUAAAACGGCAUGCCUCAACCGCUGAGAUUAAACUACGCUAUGAUAUUGAUUCCUUAAAUACCACGCGGCCAGCGCUAUUCACGGACGGAGACCUGAAAUGCAUGCCAUCCGCCUACCCCUCUACGAAUGGCCGACCUAAGUUCGAACGCUCGAUCUCAUGGGAUGCAUCAUCUGCAGAGAAAGCCCUGUAUAUUAUCUGGGCCCGCUUGGUUUUUCUUUUCGCUGAUGUAAUCUGUGUGUUUGCUAAUGACUUUGGUGAUCUUCUUGAUGUGGCUGGCUUUUUGCUAGAAUGUCUUAGCCUGCAAGCACCAUCAUCAUUACCAUCCGCCGUUCGGCCGCGGGUAAUCAUAGUGCUGGAGGCCCGCUUGGAUGGGGAACAAGAGGAUAUACAGAAUGUGGAGCAUUUCUACUGCAAGUUACACAAGGACGGUCCCAACCUGAGGGAGUACUUUUCGGCGAUCCAUCUGAUCCGUUUGGAAAGCAGUCAUCUGUCAGAAAAUGCUCGGUAUGAGCGGCUGAGGGCAUUAAUUAUGGGCCAGUUGGAUGACAUGCGCAAUGUUCGUGAAGACCACAGAGCUUUAUUCAGUGCAACCCACCUCGGAGCGCUCUUCCGUUUGGCGUUUCAGCACACAGCAGAAGGUAUCUGCCGACCCUUUGAUUUUGUGAAGGCAACUAGAGCACAGGAUGAGGUCCCCUCAACGCUGAGCAGGAGCCUGGCACACUACCUAGAGAUAGGAGCGAAGGCGGGGCUCCGGUACGAGGAGCUCGCCACCUCCAUCUCAUCGGCUCUCUUGAUGGACCAUUACAUCCCAGGGAUGCUAGCGCUAGAGCCUCGGGCUAUCUUCCAGACGCUGUAUCGUCCUGCUGUCCGAGACGCGCUCCACAUUCUCGGGUGGUAUCAACCAGGUAAAACUAUCGAGGAGCUGGUAGGUGUUGUUGAGUGCCGGUUGGUGGACCAAUUUGAACUGCUUGACCGUACGGGUCAAUCAUCCUUAGAGUUUCGGCGCGAGCAGCUAAGGGCCUCCAGUGGACGGAUCUGUCAGAUAAGAUCUAACAAGAUUUGUCUUGUGUGCCUUUUCCGGGUUGCGCAGCAUCGCCUGGAUUGUGGUCACACACUCUGCGAUCUUUGUGCUCAAUUAUUUGGUACUCCCGCACCAGAUAUUGAGUAUAAUUUCACAAUCGACGCCUGCCUUUGUUGCCUUUACCAAAGACCGCUUGUAAUAGAUGUCUUACCCCCAACAAUGAAUCCUACAGUUCUUGCUAUUGACGGUGGUGGAGUCCGAGGGGUUAUUCCCUUGGAGUUUCUGAUCCUUGUCCAGGAGAGUCUCGGUUGUUGCCCUCUGCAAGACCUUAUUGACCUCGCGGUUGGAACAAGUUCGGGAGGCCUCAGCAUACUAGGCUUAUUCAAUAUGCAGUGGGGUGUCAAGAAGUGUGCCGAUGUCUUUGACCGUAUGGCACGUCGUAUAUUUCAUGAAAGACGCAGUUCGACACUAGCCCGUGCAUCGCAAGCUAUGUUUGGAAGUCAUUCUUUUCUCGGAACUGUUCACAAAUGGCUCUUAUGGCUUCUUUAUGAUUCCUGUUACGAUGGACGUGUUUUUGAUCUGGCUCUAAAGGAAGUCUAUACGAUUAAUAAUCGUAUAUUCGACAGUCUUCUCCUGGAAGCUUCCAGUACAAGGUACUCCAAGACUAAAGUGGGUGUCGUUGCAACUAGCAUUGCUAGAGAGACCAGGUCUUUCGUGUUCGGGAACUUCAACGGGACAGAAACCGCCGCUGAAGAUUGUGGAUACGAGAUCGUCCGGCCAGUCGAGACGGGCUCGGAGCCGUUUGUAUGGGAAGCAGCGAGGGCUACCGCGGCUGCCCCCUUCUUCUUCCCCCCAGCCGAUAUUCGCGGAAUUGGUUCAUUCCAGGACGGAGGACUCCGUGACAAUCUCGCCGCGGACAUUGCACGCCGAUUAUGCCGUCAAAUUUGGCCCUCUCGGAAGCAUCCAGCAAGGCUUCUAUCGAUGGGCACAGGUGUGACGGCUAGAGGUUCCGACCGACCACCGCAUUUCCGGCAUGUCUUUCAGGACGGCUUUCUACGACGAGGGUUUGAUGCUUGGAUGUCCUCCAUGGAUACUGAAAGUAAAUGGUUGGAAAUGAUUGGGCAGCUGGAGGACAUCUAUAAGGAGGACUAUCUUCGGCUGAACAUACCUCUUCGAGAUAUGCCUUGCGCCAUCGAUACAGUCGAGGUGAUGGAGGAAUACCGGAACCUUGUUACCAUCUCCCCGGGAAGCGCUCGGAUGGCGAGAGAGGCGGCGACGGCGUUACUUGUGUCCCGAUUCUAUUUUGUCCUUGAAACUUUACCGGAAGAUACUGUCACACCGUUUUGGUGCUAUGGGACCAUACGGUGCAAGGGUCGUGCGAAGCAGGUGGUCGAUGCAUUGGGGCAUCUCCACCCUCAAGGCCUAGAUUAUUUAACUGACUCUGAAACCAUAGGGCCACUAAAGGGACUAAGUGAACUCUGUUCGGCUUGUGGAAGAUACUGCCGGCCGGUAUCAUUCCUUGUCGCCCAUCCAGAUAAGGUCGUCAAUAUUUACCUAAAGACACCCACAAAAAAGAGAUGGAGAAUAAGCGGCUUUCCUGAGAGUAUGGCAUCAUUCACUGGAUGCCAGCAGUUGUAUGCGCCAUUUGGCCGUCGUGAUCAUGGUCGGUUGGGCUCCUCUCCAUGUAGCAGUUGUGAUAGACGGGGGAGACCCACUCACGGGAUGAGGCGGAAACGUUCGUCGGGGAAGUCUUGGAACAGUCCCACUAAGAGGUUUCGUUCCACGGAUGCAGAUCAGGACGAACUGAAAACUAGUCGACUAGUUAGAUCCAACAAGGUUGAACUUCUUCCACAAGCAGAAACGAUGGGAGGUCCGGACCCUGGACGGCAUGAGCGCAAAACAUUCAGGAAAAGAAGCAGCACCUUGCUAGGCAAGGCACAUGAGCUUGCGGCCCUUUCCGGGGCAAACGUCUACGUUAUAAUCGAUCAUCCGCGCGCUACAGUGGAGUAUAAUUCUGUCGGAAACAGGAACUGGCUUCCAUCUGAUGAAAAUCUUGAGAGCAUAUACCCCAGCCUACAGCGGCUAUCCUUUGCCGACAUGGAGAAGGCAAGGGGAAAUUACAAUGGAGAAGAGUUAACACAGUUGCUUCAAUACAUUGAAUACAGACGUGCGGGGGGACACUGGCCAACAUACAAGUUAUCCGAGAAGGUGACUGACAUGGACCACCAGAAUCCCCAGCAAAAGAACCUUAAUCGUGCCUCAUGGAGGUCACAAUGUCGAAAUCACCUUGCGCAACACAUCUGUAAGGCUGCGACUUUAUGUUCACAACCUUUUCACUCACUGUUAGGGACAGGGGAACAACUCGGAAUCCAGCUGAAGCCUGAGGAAGUAAGGCUAAAGUCCACCGAGGAGUUACAAUACGUAUGGAAAAUUGAUGAUCCUUUACUUGAACCUGUGUUUGACAAGCACCUGAGCAAACACUCGAUGGGGGUAUACAUGCAGUUGUCACGAGAGGUCGGCAAGUCUUUCCAUGCUGUUCGUUAUGAAGGGAUAAUUCAGCGGCCGCCGAAGCCUCUACUGCAUGAUCAAUAUGAACAAGUCAAGGAAGAAAAAGCUCAGCUCCUUAUAAAGUUACAACAGGCGGAGAAGGAUAUAGUGGCUCUGGAAUUGGCGAGGGCUGAAGCGAAAGAAGAUGUGCAGGCCUACGAGACCAUGAUUCACGAGUCACAAAUGGCUCUAAAUCUUCAUCAACAGGACAUUCAGCACUGGAUCAUGGUGGCAACAUACUAUCAGGGAAAUUACACACGACUUGCCAAUGCACUAAAGUACUUGAUUGCAUUUGCCCAAGGUGUUGAAUCUGAAGCCUCACCUCUCCUACCUGAAUGA